Molecule: messenger RNA, 1011 nt
Organism: Peronospora farinosa
Lineage: Eukaryota; Oomycota; Peronosporomycetes; Peronosporales; Peronosporaceae
Source: the annotation of a GenBank genome assembly
AUGAAGGAUAACAAGACGUAUCAUAUUGCAGUCUUACCAGGCGAUGGCAUUGGCCCUGAGGUUUGUGGCGCGGCCUAUGACGAACACAAGACACAUCUUCCUCAAUCGACGGUGGACCUUGUCGCCGCUUCAGAUGCUGUACUUUUUGGCUCAGUAGGUGGACCUACAGACGCUCAGGAAGAUCCUAAAUGGAAAAAUGCAGAAAAGAAUUGUCUAUUGGGUCUUCGCAAGAACUUUCAAUUGGCUGUAAACAUCCGUCCGGCUAAAAUCUACUCGAUGCUGCCGGAUUUAUCACCGCUUAAGCCCAGUAUCAUUGCUAAUGGUGUUGAUAUGGUUAUUGUCCGUGAGCUUGUGUCGGGGAUUUACUUUGGUGAACACACUACCAGUGGUGACACGGCUACGGACGUGAUGAAGUACACGGAGGCAGAGAUUGCUAAACCCAUGAAGUUUGCCUUUGAGACCGCUAUGAGCCGCUCGAAGAGAUUGACGGUAGUGGACAAGGCCAACGUGCUGGACUGCAGUCGGCUGUGGCGCAAAGUAGCCAAGAAUGUAUCCAAGGACUACCCCGAGGUCAAAUGUGACUUUAUGUACAUCGAUAACGCAGUGAUGCAGCUGAUCCGCAACCCGUCACAGUUUGAUGUGAUCGUGACGGGCAACAUGUUUGGUGAUAUUCUAUCGGAUGCAGCAUCAGUGCUGCCAGGAUCGCUUGGUCUCAUGCCCUCAGCUAGUCUCGGCAACAAGGUUCACUUGUUCGAGCCUAUCGGUGGCUCAGCACCUGAUAUUGCUGGCAAGGAUUUGGCCAACCCCAUUGCGCAGAUUCUGUCAGCUGCAAUGCUGCUGCGCUACUCAUUUCAGAUGGAAUCUGAGGCACUGCUGAUUGAAAAGGCCGUGGAGGAAGUACUUUUGGACGGUGUGCGAACGGGUGACCUGACGAAGGAUCAGUCUACUGUAGUUGGCACGAAGGCGAUGGGUGUCGCCAUUAUUACCAAGAUGCACGCACUCCACCAAUAA